Quercus robur (English oak) is the source of this 1075-nucleotide messenger RNA. RefSeq names its product linoleate 13S-lipoxygenase 2-1, chloroplastic-like. Lineage: Eukaryota; Viridiplantae; Streptophyta; Magnoliopsida; Fagales; Fagaceae. Gene Ontology annotation, molecular function: oxidoreductase activity, acting on single donors with incorporation of molecular oxygen, incorporation of two atoms of oxygen; metal ion binding. Bases 86 to 922 code for a protein of 278 amino acids. The transcript is spliced from 2 exons. Gene Ontology annotation, biological process: lipid oxidation. The record is from RefSeq and is a predicted model, not a curated record.
UUUUACUUGUUCGACUUAUUUCGAACCGAGAAAUUUAGUCGCUUACAGCAUCAUUGAAUCCGCAUUCACGCCAGGCAAAUAUUCCAUGGAGAUUUGCUCUGCCGCCUAUGCACUCCAGUGGCGGUUUGAUCAACAGUCACUCCCUGCUGACCUAAUUACCAGGGGAAUGGCUGUUGAGGAUCCAACUGCUCCUCAUGGCCUAAAACUAGCAAUUGAAGACUAUCCCUUUGCUAAUGACGGUCUCAUCCUUUGGGAUGCUAUCAAAACAUGGGUCACUGACUAUGUCAACCACUACUAUCCAGACCCUAGCCUUGUAGAGUCUGAUCAAGAGCUCCAAGCAUGGUGGACAGAGAUUCGAACUUUAGGUCACGCUGACAAGAAAGAUGAACCGUGGUGGCCAGUCCUCAAAACCCCAAAAGACCUAAUCAACAUCCUCACAACAAUGGUAUGGGUGACCUCUGGUCACCAUGCAGCGGUGAACUUUGGACAAUAUGCUUAUGGAGGUUACUUCCCAAACCGACCUACUAUUGCUAGAACCAAUAUGCCCACAGAAGACCCUUCUGAUAAAGAAUGGGAAACCUUUUUGAAGAAACCUGAACGUGCAUUAUUACAAUGCUUCCCUUCACAACUUCAAGCAACAAGAAUAAUGGCUGUUUUAGACAUAUUGUCUAAUCAUUCACCGGAUGAGGAGUAUCUUGGAGAGAAGAUUGAGCCUUCUUGGGCUGAAGAUCCAGUCAUAAAAGCUGCCUUUGAAAAGUUUCAUGAGAGUUUGAAGGAGCUUGAAAGGAUUAUUGAUGAAAGAAAUUCCAACAGUAGGUUUAAGAAUAGAAACGGAGCUGGGAUUGUGCCCUAUGAACUUUUGAAGCCAUUUUCUCAGCCUGGUGUGACUGGAAAAGGAGUACCAUAUAGCAUCUCCAUUUGAAUUUGAAAUGUGCUCUUUAUAGUUUCAAACUUAGUGGUGCUUAAUGGAAAAAACUGAACAAUAAAAUUUGGGAUAACUUGUAAUAUUCAAAUGCCUCAAUCACAAUGGUUCAUUAACGUGAGUUUCUAGACAAGGUUUGAAGCUUAUAAUCAA